Molecule: messenger RNA, 3815 nt
Organism: Oryctolagus cuniculus (rabbit)
Lineage: Eukaryota; Metazoa; Chordata; Mammalia; Lagomorpha; Leporidae
Gene: SEC23A
Product: SEC23 homolog A, COPII component
Biological process (GO): endoplasmic reticulum to Golgi vesicle-mediated transport; COPII-coated vesicle budding; intracellular protein transport
Cellular component (GO): COPII vesicle coat; endoplasmic reticulum exit site
Molecular function (GO): GTPase activator activity; zinc ion binding
Source: RefSeq, a predicted model, not a curated record
GCCCCCUCCCCUUGACGUGGCAGAGGCGGCACCAGCCAUGUUGGCCGGGCCGAGGUCCUCGCGGAGGCCGGGGGCGGGGCGGUGCCGGCCUUGAUUGCGGUGCUACCGGUGCUUCGGCUGCGCGGAGAGGGCUGAUUUGGUGUGGCUGAGGCUGGCGUCCGGCGCGGAUCUGGUGGAACGAAAAUAAGAAUCAAGCUCCACAAUGACAACCUAUUUGGAAUUUAUCCAACAAAAUGAAGAACGAGAUGGAGUCCGAUUUAGUUGGAAUGUUUGGCCAUCAAGUCGACUGGAAGCUACAAGAAUGGUUGUUCCAGUGGCAGCCCUGUUUACACCACUGAAAGAGAGACCUGACUUACCGCCUAUUCAAUAUGAACCUGUUCUUUGUAGUAGGACCACUUGCCGUGCAGUUUUGAAUCCUUUAUGUCAAGUGGAUUAUCGAGCAAAACUCUGGGCUUGCAACUUUUGUUAUCAAAGAAAUCAGUUUCCACCUACUUAUGCUGGUAUAUCUGAACUGAAUCAGCCUGCUGAACUUUUACCUCAGUUUUCUAGCAUUGAAUAUGUAGUUCUGCGUGGUCCUCAGAUGCCUUUGAUAUUCCUCUAUGUGGUUGAUACUUGCAUGGAAGAUGAAGAUUUACAAGCCCUGAAAGAGUCCAUGCAGAUGUCAUUAAGUCUUUUACCACCUACAGCUUUGGUUGGACUAAUUACUUUUGGGAGAAUGGUGCAGGUUCAUGAACUUGGAUGUGAAGGCAUUUCAAAAAGCUAUGUCUUCAGAGGAACGAAAGAUCUAUCUGCUAAGCAGCUGCAGGAAAUGCUGGGGCUUUCUAAAGUGCCAGUUACUCAAGCAACACGUGGUCCUCAGGUACAGCAGCCACCUCCUUCCAACAGAUUUCUACAGCCAGUACAGAAAAUAGACAUGAAUCUCACAGAUCUUCUGGGAGAACUUCAGCGAGACCCUUGGCCUGUACCACAGGGAAAGAGACCUUUGCGCUCCUCUGGGGUGGCCCUUUCCAUAGCUGUAGGACUGCUAGAGUGUACUUUCCCCAACACUGGUGCUCGCAUCAUGAUGUUCAUUGGCGGUCCUGCUACUCAGGGACCUGGAAUGGUGGUUGGAGAUGAAUUGAAGACACCCAUAAGAUCGUGGCAUGACAUUGAAAAAGACAACGCAAAAUAUGUUAAAAAGGGAACUAAGCAUUUUGAAGCAUUGGCUAAUCGAGCUGCUACAACUGGCCAUGUCAUUGACAUCUAUGCAUGUGCGUUAGAUCAGACAGGGCUCCUGGAAAUGAAAUGCUGCCCCAACCUUACUGGUGGAUACAUGGUAAUGGGGGACUCUUUCAACACUUCCUUAUUCAAACAAACUUUUCAGAGAGUCUUUACCAAAGAUAUGCACGGACAGUUUAAAAUGGGCUUUGGUGGUACACUGGAAAUAAAGACCUCAAGGGAAAUAAAGAUUUCGGGAGCUAUUGGGCCCUGUGUUUCGCUUAAUUCUAAAGGACCGUGUGUGUCUGAAAAUGAAAUAGGAACAGGUGGCACCUGUCAGUGGAAGAUAUGUGGACUCAGUCCCACUACAACCUUAGCCAUAUAUUUUGAAGUCGUCAAUCAGCAUAAUGCUCCAAUUCCUCAAGGAGGGCGUGGUGCAAUCCAGUUUGUGACUCAGUAUCAGCAUUCAAGCGGGCAGAGACGCAUCCGAGUGACCACCAUUGCUAGGAACUGGGCAGAUGCUCAAACUCAAAUCCAAAACAUCGCUGCAUCUUUUGACCAGGAGGCAGCUGCUAUUCUUAUGGCCCGGCUGGCCAUAUAUAGAGCAGAAACGGAAGAAGGGCCAGAUGUGCUUAGAUGGCUGGAUAGACAGCUCAUUCGACUGUGUCAGAAGUUUGGAGAAUAUCACAAAGAUGAUCCAAGUUCCUUCAGAUUCUCAGAAACAUUUUCCCUUUAUCCACAGUUUAUGUUUCAUUUAAGAAGAUCUCCUUUCUUACAAAUUUUUAACAAUAGUCCUGAUGAGAGUUCCUAUUAUCGUCACCAUUUUAUGCGUCAAGAUCUGACCCAGUCUCUAAUCAUGAUUCAGCCCAUUCUGUAUGCAUAUUCUUUUAGUGGGCCACCGGAGCCGGUUCUUCUUGAUAGCAGCAGCAUUCUUGCAGAUCGUAUUCUUCUCAUGGACACAUUCUUCCAGAUUUUGAUUUAUCAUGGUGAGACAAUAGCACAAUGGCGGAAGUCAGGAUACCAGGACAUGCCGGAAUAUGAAAAUUUCCGCCACCUUCUGCAAGCCCCAGUAGAUGACGCACAGGAGAUUCUUCAUUCUAGAUUUCCAAUGCCGAGAUACAUUGACACUGAGCAUGGGGGCAGCCAGGCCCGUUUUCUGCUUUCAAAAGUCAACCCUUCACAGACCCAUAAUAAUAUGUAUGCCUGGGGACAGGAAUCUGGAGCACCUAUUCUCACAGAUGACGUUAGUUUACAAGUAUUUAUGGAUCAUCUGAAGAAACUUGCUGUGUCCAGUGCCGCAUGAAAUGCUAAACAUGUUCAAGACACUCAAAAUGAUGAAAUAAUAUCUCAAUUAAAAUUGUUUUGCUUUUCAGUUUAUCUGUGGAAAACAACAGAUAUCUUGCUAGACUUUUUUUUCUAUUAGUAUGGUUUCAGACAACAUUUGGAAAAAUGUUCACAUUUGUAGAUGAAGCUUAUAUAAUGAGAGCAUUAAGAACAAAUUUGUUUUGCUUACCACAGUAUUAUAUCUGGUUUUAAAAUUUUGAGGUGUUUAUAGUUUAAUAAUGUUUAGGAAUAAAAAUAGAGUCUGCCUUUUAUGACAAAUAGAACUUAUUUGUGUAUUGCAAGACAAAUCCAAAGUGGCACUGAAUGUCAUUGCUGACCAUUUCAAAACUUCCUAGUUUAAGCCAGAAAGAAACAAUAUGAGUAGUAAUGAUAAAUGUGAACAUUUUUGCUUAUUCAUUGGAUAUUUUCUGUGAUUUUCAGCACUUACAUAUACACUUUUUUGUACUUAUCCUGUUAAGGCAGAUUUAUUUUUAUGAUGAUUUAUUUAGGAAUUAUCUGGCUUUAAUGUUAAUUUUCAAAAGAAUAAUUUAGUGUUUUUGAUUAUUUGCACAAACAAUGUAAAGAUGAAAAGUUUUUUUGGGUGUAACAAUCUCACAACUGACAAUAAAUAUGAAAUUUCUACAAAGUAACCAACAAAGGUGAUAAAACUUGGUAAGUUUUUUUACAGGAGAUGAAUAAUAAGCUGUUGUGUCAGGGUGCAUUUUAGCAGGCCUUUGCAUUAAAAUGCUUGGUGUACCUACUAAACCAAAUUUGGUUUUCAUUGCAAGGUUUUGUUGUUUCCCCUUGUCUUACUGAGAUAAAUUUUACAUUAUAUCCUUCAGUAUUUUUAACACUAUUUUGGGAGUUUACACAUUUUAUUUUUGCUUCCUUUCUGAAAUAUAUUAAGUUGUGAUUCUUAUUGAAACAGUAUUAUAUAAUGUUUGUUUAAUUAUAUUAUGUGGUUCUAUCUGUUCUAUCUUGAUAUAUUCAUUAGUAUCAUUCACUUUUACCUUUUAAAGGUUACUUGUAGCAAACAUGUUUACAUCACUAAAGCCUGAAAUGUUUUGACAAUGAAAUUUACCUAUCAAGUACUGCAGAUAAAAGGUGGUGCUAUGAUAUAUGCUUAGAAAGACAGUUUGGAUGAUUGUACUUGCAUGAACACAAUCAUAUGAUAAAACAAAGUUAAAAUGGUUUAUAUGUUAUAUUCAGUUAGCUUAAAUAAAUUGCCUUGUUCCAUUUUAUUUGAAUUGAACUAUGCUAGGCCUAAAUGCCAAUAAAAUACACUUUUCUCUGUU